This is a messenger RNA of Rhizoctonia solani, 1629 nucleotides long. Its product is annotated as Tyrosine kinase specific for activated. The coding region runs from base 1 to 1629 and encodes 542 amino acids. Gene Ontology annotation, biological process: protein phosphorylation. The record is from RefSeq and is a predicted model, not a curated record. The transcript is spliced from 17 exons. Gene Ontology annotation, molecular function: ATP binding; protein kinase activity. Lineage: Eukaryota; Fungi; Basidiomycota; Agaricomycetes; Cantharellales; Ceratobasidiaceae.
AUGCGUAACCGGGAGAUUAGGAGGCGAGCGCAAGCCGUGGCGGAGGUUGAACAGAGCAAACAAGAAUUCCAGAAUCUAGUUGGAUCCGUACACGACCACAAACCAUUGGCCGUCAGAUCAGCAGGACAUAGCCCCAAUCCUUCGUCCGUCUCGUUAACACGCUCGCAUACCCCUGAACCUCCGUGGCCGGCCGUUCUGGUACUACAGAUUCGUCGCCCCCGGACGCCCCCUCUGUACGACCCCAACCAUCGCAAUCUUCAGGCGGAUAUGGAGGACCUUUAUUCAUGCUGCCUUGUCUUACUUAGUCUACUCGAGAAGAGCGACAGCACCACCGAGUCGACACCUCAGUAUAUUUACGUUUUCUCAAUAAUGCAACAAGACUUGGAUAAUAUGACACAAUUUCUGAAUGAAUGGACAAAGAAGAACAAAGCGAUUCAGCAUAUGCAACGCAAAGAUAUCUACAUCCAAGUGCGGACAAUGGAAGACGCAUUUACUCGCCACCUGAACGUUUAUAUAGCCGUUUCUCAGAGCGAGAGCGCGACGAUAAUGGCGAAAGAGUUUGCAGAGCUUCAAGCCAAAAUGGACGCGAUGAAGGCCCGUGGUAACCCAGACCCAAGGAAUAUCGAACAGGCCGACUCAGAAAUUCUCCGUGAACGAGUUCACCAGAUUACUGGAUACGCGCCAGCAGCCGAAUAUGUCCUCAAAGGACAAAUCAGCUACCGCGAGACGGUCCCUAUAAACUAUGGUAUAACCUUUGACGUAUACCGGGGGAAGUUUAACGAUGGAGAAACGGUGGCGAUCAAAAUCCUUCGUCAAAAACUGAAGAAUGACGGAGUAGGGGUUCGUUUUGUCGAGCGGAUGAUGCGACAAGUUCAGCUGUGGUCUUCUUUCAGUAGUCCUUUUAUUCUCGAAUGUCGUGGAAUUGGUAUGCAAAUGACGCUGUCCUCUGAAGAGGAAGAGUACGAUAAAUUUCAAUUCUAUCUUGUAUCACCUUUUAUGAAGCGCGGUAACGCUGUUCAGUACAUUGCCAAAUUGAGAAAGGAGGGUUCUUAUGUUAAUAUCCUGAAAUAUCUACGAGACGCUGCAUUCGGUUUACGACAUCUGCAUCACAGGGAUCCACCUUGUGUCCACGCUAGUAUUCGGGGAGAGAACGUUCUAAUCAAAGAUGAUGGCACUGCUAGUGCAUGUCUCAACGGAUUUGGUCUAACAAAGGCCUUUACGGUAGGAAAAUUAAUCGAGCUUACGGGUGACAAUCUUAAGUUUCAAUGGAUGGCACCCGAACUCUUAUCUCAGGAUAGGCCCCCUCUAUACCCUUCCUGUGAUAUCUGGGCAUGGGCUAUGACAGCUUUGGAGCUCAUCACCGGGAAGCAGCCAUACUAUCAGCUCGGAAAUGUACGCUCAUGGACUUUUCACGAUCAAGUAGUCAAAGAAGGGAAAAGGCCGGCUCGUAGCGAUUACCCCACCUUUGAACAAUACUGCCCUCAACCAGAUUUGAUGUGGGCCCUGUUAGAAAAAUGCUGGACUAGCGCUUCGGAGCGACCCACAAUAGAUAAAGUCAUCGAAGAACUCGAAGCUAUUGAGAAAGCACAAAUCGAACAGCAGACAGCAGCACCUCAUAUCUGGACCUAA